This is a messenger RNA of Entamoeba histolytica HM-1:IMSS, 582 nucleotides long. Its product is annotated as phosphatase, putative. The coding region runs from base 1 to 582 and encodes 193 amino acids. The transcript has 2 exons. Lineage: Eukaryota; Evosea; Mastigamoebida; Endamoebidae. Gene Ontology annotation, molecular function: protein serine/threonine phosphatase activity. The record is from RefSeq and is a predicted model, not a curated record.
AUGAAUAAAACAAACUACAACAACAUUAUUUCAAUAAAUCAACAAAGAGAGUUUGUGUUAUUUCAAAAUAUUCAAAAAGAAUGUCCAUUAUUGGUUGUGUUUGACUUAGAUGAUACUCUUAUCCAUACCCACAUAAAUACUAAUAAUCUAUGUAUUAAUUCAUCAGAUAUAUUUACAAUUAGAGUUAAUGAAAUAAAGUAUUAUUGUGAAGUAAGAAAAGGAGUUGUUGAAACAUUGGAAAGACUUUCAAAACAAUUUCGAAUUAUGAUUUAUACUGCAUCAAAAAAAGAAUAUGCUGAUCAAGUUGUUAGUCAUUUAGAAAAAAAUUGUAAAUUAUUUUCUAAAAUUCUUUAUAGAGAAGAUUGUCUUGAAGAAGAAGGAUUUAUUUAUAAAACUAUUCAUAAUAUUAAUUAUAAUGUUAAACGAAUAAUUUGUAUUGACGAUAAUCCUUCUGCAUGGAAAAAAUUAGAAAAUGUAUAUGUUUGUAAAAAAUAUAAUGGAGGAAUAGAUGAUGAAAUGAUAGACAUUGAAAAUAUUAGAACAUUCAUUAAAUGUUGUAUUUUAUGUUUUUUAUUCGUUUAA